Messenger RNA from Pelmatolapia mariae (spotted tilapia), 7118 nucleotides. Its product is annotated as protein mono-ADP-ribosyltransferase PARP11-like. Gene Ontology annotation, molecular function: NAD+ poly-ADP-ribosyltransferase activity; NAD+-protein mono-ADP-ribosyltransferase activity. Gene Ontology annotation, cellular component: nucleus. The transcript is spliced from 6 exons. The record is from RefSeq and is a predicted model, not a curated record. NCBI's taxonomy places the organism in Eukaryota, Metazoa, Chordata, Actinopteri, Cichliformes, Cichlidae. Bases 138 to 665 code for a protein of 175 amino acids.
CUACGCUUUGACGUGGAGUGUAUGACGAACGGGGAAAUAAAAGUAAACAACGCCUAGGAUAACGAAAAUGGUUUUUGGCGUUAGUCCCCCAAGCUUAGACGGAACCUGUGAUUUUUCUGAGGCUUUGUUGAUCAUGUAUGAAGGCUUUGUUUUCCGAUAAGGACAGAGGCAGGCUGAAAACUGAUUUAGCUAUGUUAGCCAUCAGAUCGUCAGAGGAGGAGUCCACUGAGAUUGAGGAGAUGGACACCUCAGAGCCCAACUGGUGCUGGUUCUACUUGGCUGAGUGUGGAGUGUGGCAUAUGUUUGAGAUUGAUCCCAGUGCAGCCUGCUCUGUAACCAGCGCUCAGAUUGAGCAGUGCUACAACAGGAACCAGCGUGGUGUGAUGGAGUUUUACACAGCCAAGUACACAUACAGACUGGACUUCUCAGUUAUGCGACAGAUAAAUGUAACAACAGGAAAGCAACGGCCGAUCAAACGCUCCCUCCACUCUGCAACUGGAUUUAGGUUUAUUUGUGAUAAUCUCGCUUUGCCUGUUCCCUGUCACUGGGAGAGAAUAAACACAGAUGAGCCCUAUCAGGAUCAGACACUCAGACCCUUUGAAUGGAGACCCAGUCCAGACUUCUGUACAGAGGUAAGUGGGAUCUUAACAGGCUUUAAAGGGUAGAUGGGGCUAUUGUGCCUAAGAUGGGUGAGUACGAACAAGCUUGAAGUGACUUUUUGUGCACUAUUGCAUUAAGAUCUGGUGACUGUGGAGCCCAUUUGAGUACGGUGAACUCGCUGUCAUCUUCAUUAAACCAAAUUAUGGAAAUUAGGAAAAUCUGACCUUUGUGACAUGGUGUGUUAUUCUGAUGGAGGUAGCCAUCUGAGGAUGUGUACACUAUGGUCACAAAGGGAUGAACAUGGUCAACAAUCAAUACUCAGUAUGUCUGUGGGAUUUAACUGAUGCUCAGAUGGUACCAAGGGGCCCUAAGUGUGCCAGGAAAAUAUCAAAUUACACCACCAACAAUAGCCUGCACAGGCUCACCAAAUUUGGCAAGCCUGUGCAAAUUGUAACCUCCAUUUCCUGUUCUCAGCUGACAGGAGUGGCACCCUGUGUGGUCUUAUGCAGCUGUAGCACAUGUGCUUCAAGUUCAAUGUGCUGUCUGUUCAAAGAUGUUCUUCUGCAUACCUUGGAUGUAAUGAGUGGUUAUUUUUUACCACUGUCCUGCUGUCAGCUCAAAGCAGCUUGGCCAUUCUCUUAUAACCUCUAGCAUCAACAAGGUAUUUUCAUCCAGAUAACUGCUGCUCACUGGACGUCUAUAUGCCUAUGUACAGAGUCCCUGUCACGUGACUGGUCUGUUAUAUAAUUACAUUAAUGACCAUUUGAACAGGUUGUAAUAUUUAAAGAAAUUAGGUCACUGCUGAACUGUAUAUAACCAUCAUCCUUAUCAUUACAUUAAUUAUCAUUUCAUCAAAGCAUUUAUUGAAGCUGUUGGCAUUAUGUUAUAAUUAGUAUUACAGGGGUUAUCAUAAUUAAAUAUUAACAUGUUUAUUACAGGUGCAGUUAUAACUACUUUAAAAUGAUUGAGUUAAUAUAUAUAUAUCAUAACUCAUAGCCUGAGUAUAUUGUUACAGUAAAAUAGUAGCUGAGCAAAGGCCUGAAUGUAUUCAGCUUCUUGUGGUAUUUGAGUUUGCUUAGUUACAGGUGACGAAAGGAUGUCCAGUCCAUGGCCUGAGAUCUUUACCAUAUUUGGAUGGAUGGGGAACUUCUGUGUCUGCAGUUAUCUCUUAAAAUACAUGGAUGUUCUCUACAUGCAAAUUAUGUGCUUGUAAACGCAUGAGGGGGCGUUACAAUACCCUGAUGUUAUAAAAGCAAUCUAGAGUGUAUUUUGGGUAGAGAUGUACAACUGAUGUUUUGCAGUUUACACCUCUCCACGCUGCGUGCAUUCAUUAAAAUCAAUUGUUUGACCGACCUCUUCUGGACUAUCAUUGUUUUACUCUCGUCCUCAAUUUCGAACCCGUAACAUUUGGUGCAUUGGCCGAGGGUUGAGGGGGAGAAAGUUGGAGAUUGAGACCGAGAGGGUCUGAGGUGCUCAAACGGGCAGACACGAGUCAGUGGUCGAAGUGAGUGGACAUAAGCCGGCUUAUUCAAAGGUAAGGCACUACCUGUUGAAUUAUUUCCAAACUGUGCCAGAUUGACGAUUACAAAACUGAAAGUCUACUCACUGACAUUACUGGUAAAGGUCUGUUUUGAUUUUGGUGAAAAUCUCAUGAGAAUUGAAGUUGAACUAAUGAUAAUGUAAGGUUAAGUGACAGUACUGAUUAAAGGAAAAGCAGUUGGACUGCUACGAGGAUUUAAAUGCAGUUGGACUGCUAACGAAAGAGAAUUUAAAGUAGUUGGACUACUGAAUUUAGGAUUAUAGGUAAUUUGAAAUCUGUAUAUGGUAAUGCAGUUAUAAUUGAAUAUAAAGCUGGGCUUGGACAUCAAUGCAGUCGGUUUUGUGGUUUCAUAGGAUGUCUUUAAAAACAUAACGAAAUUUCUGUAGAACGGAACUGUGGGAUGUUCUAAGAAGUGCAUUGUUCGGAGGUGACGCUCCCAAUUUCCUGGGGACGCUCAGGAUUUUCCUUUGGAAGGGAUAGUCCGAUUGGCAAUCGUGGACAACUGAGGACGGUCCAAAAUAGCUACUGAUUGGAUCAGUUGACCGUUUGGAACGGUGUUUGCACUUUUUUGGGUAGCAAAGGUUGGACCUUGGGCGUUGGACGCUUUUAAAUUGACUUAGGAACUUUAGCAAUUAGACCAGAUACAGGUUGGACCUGAUACUGUAAUUGAUAAUCAAAAACUUGGAGUUUGUCCCUUGGAGGGUUAACUUAAAAUUUUGUCUAAAUUCUGUAGGGUACGCACUUUUAAGGCCUUGUAAAUAUGAUUUUUUAUAAGACGUCUGUGUGUCAUAUUUUCUAGUGUAAUGUUUAUGUUUGUAUAUAUUCUCUGUCUGCCACGGGCACUGCAGCAGGCUGGUUAUUUUGAGAGUGUGUCUGUGUCUAUGUAAAUGAGAUGCCUGUGACUUAUUUAGAGUGACAUUUCCUGUUUACUAAUGAGUGGCUAAUGACUGACUGCAGAGCCUGGGUUAAGGACGACUUGAAUUGGUCUUUUAAGGGAAGAAUUGCUUUUAUUUCUACUUUGUUGGCACUACGGUUGUUAGAUACGAUGACUACCUUAUGAUACAUGUAGAACUGGAGUAUGGGUUUUGCUUUAACACGUCCUUGAACGACGUAACACUUGUUGAAAGUAAUAGGAUUUGUGUUUUAUUGACUCUUUGUAAUCACACCGUGUUUUUUGACUAACAUUUUAUAACAGUUUGUGUAAAUACACAUGUUGGAUUCAGGGUAUUGUGUCGUUGAAUAUACAUGGACAGGGGAUGUUUAUGAUGUAACCUGUCGAUGUCACGCUGUGGUUUCAGAUACCCAUUACGGCUUUUUAGUAACUUCAGUAAUAAGGCGAUCAGAAGAAGCAUUAUUACAUUUUGCAUGUAGUAGUAUUGUUAUAUUUCGGGCCCUGGAAUUAUACUGUAGGCAGGAUAGAAAUCUAAAUCCCACUGACGCUGAUUGAAAACACAUAAGUAUAUGCACUUAGUACACCCACUCAAGAAAUGAUUGUGUGACUGAUGCUACAAAACUGACCUAAAGAAUGGUGAUGUGUGUGGAGAAGUGUUAGUUGUCCUGAUGUGUGAAAGAGCGCUAUUAAAAUGUGUGUGAGUGAAAUGAAGGCAUAUUGCUUUUAAAUAAAGAUUUAGUAGAAUUACUGAUUAUUUGUAGACUGUGAAAUUAAAAAAAAAGUCUCUGCAGAAGCUGUAGAAACAGGAAACCGUGUGUGUGUCUGGGACAGGAAAUGCAUGCCCAUAAAAGGGAAGCUCACGGUGACAAGUGUGCACCCAGAGUCGAGAGAGAGAGUUAACUGUGGGCAGAUGAAGCAAAAGGGAGGUUUUAAGAUAAACAAUGAAUAUGAUACUAAUUAUAUGCUUUAGUGUGUUAAUACAGGUGAACGUCUCUAAACCUGGAACCCUUGAGCACAGCAGCAAAAGCAUAGAUUAACACAAUUGGGAAAAACAGGCCACUCUUUGGCUUAAAAUUAUAGCUUCACCUGGCACUUUGUCCUUGACUCUGAGAAGAAGCUCAAAGGCCAGCUAAUCUCCUGAUGAAGACCGACAGAACAUGGUGGAUGAACAGGAGACAAAAGGAACCGAACUAUUAACACUGACGACGCCAGCAGCAGCAUGUAUGCAACAUGUACUGUGAAUUACAGGCUGGGCAGUUGAACAGUGGGAUAAAGAACUGUGGAAAAGCAUUGGGCACUGAGUUUCAUGUUUGCCAUGCUGGAAAGAGAAGACUGAAAGAUGGCUGGAGAAGAACAAGAGAGUAAAUGAAAACAAGAUUGACUGACGACUCCAGAAGCAGAAUGGAGGAAACCCCAUGAUAAAAUAUGCAGGGGGAACUGGAGGCUGGUCAAGAACAGUGUCAAAUGACUGGGGGGCACUGAGGCGAAGGAACUGAAUGUGGUAUUUUGCCAGACUGGAACUUAACGUAAAAGAAGAAGACGGAAAGAUCAAGACAGAGAAGAAACAGACUGUGUUUGCUUUGAAGGCCGAACAGGACAGUGGGAAGAGAGGGACCAAGGUCAGGUGAACCAGGACAAGUUUGACUGCGAGCAUAUAGGAUAUGAUUGGGUUGAAGUUGAACGCUGGACUCUCGAGGUUUUAGGGAUGUCCACCACAUCACAACAAAGAGGUAAACAAUACAAAAGGUAAAGAUAAUCAAAAUAACUGACAAUUAUAUUAAUAAAUAGAAAACACACAUAUACAAACUGUUACAUGUGAGAUUAUUUUCGAAACGAAUCAGAAGUGAGAUAGUUUGAAUGUAGAGCUCAGUGAAAAGAUGCAUAAACUAAAUAUGAAUACAUGAAAAUGUAAUGAAUACAUAAGGAUGUAUUCUUCAUUGUAUUUCUUCAUUGCAUGAGUGUAAGCUGCUUAGCUUACACUCAUGCAAUGAAGAAACUGCUUACACUUAAUUAAGAUGAUCACCUGGCAUGCAAUGAAGAAAACAGCUUACACUGCAUUUACAUGACAACAUAACGCAAGGAAGAACACGCUUACAUACAUGACGCAAUUGGUAUUUUUGACUAGAAAAAGAGAAAUGGGUGGUUUAGUGGGUCGUUUAGGCACCCGUGAUAAUAAUGCAAAUGUCUUAGUUUGUUAUUUUUAGGAGCAAAGCAGACCCGGACCAACUCUCAAGAUCCAGCAGUUGGAAGAAAAUUGUAGGUUAACGCCAAUGGAUAUGUUAAGGCAAGUCUCUGGUUGAAUUGUUCACAGAAUCAUGUGUCCAUGAACCUGGAAAACAGGCCCUAGCUCCUGGCUGAAGAUUAGGAGUGCUUAUUUAAGGUGGGAAAUUAAAAUAGAGGGUUAGUAAUUCGGGGAAAGAAAAAACUGACUGCUUAACUGGAGAAUUGGAAAGGAGUUUGAAAGACUGUGAAGCCAUAUAUGCAAAAUAGCAAACAUAAGCAUAUGCAAUGAAGAUCUGCUUGCUGCUUGUAUGAGUGAUAGAAUGGUGUGAAUGUUUAAUAAAGUAGUUUAAAAGGGUGACUUAGGAGUGCUCUUGCACUGAUUGAUAAAACAAGUGAUUAGUAUAGGAAGAAAAUGAAAAUAAUUGAAUAAUGUGAUAAGGUUUAAACAUGCAUUUAUCUUGUGACUGAGUAUGAAAAUUAGUUGGAGAGCUAAUGUGAGUGAUGACAGAGGAGCUUGCUGUGUGUGUGAUUGAGACCUUAGAGGAGAAGUAGACUGUUACGAGGUGAAAAUUUGAUUAAGAGGUUUAUAAAUUAGUGUUGACAUAUUGUGAGAACGUGCUUAUAUGUUUGGUUGAAUGUGAGUUUGGUAAAGUGCUUAAAGGGGGAUAUUGUGUACGAAACGGUGUAGCUUUUUACGUUUUGGGUGUGUUCUAUGGCUGAAAUUUAAGAUUGUUGAAGAUUUUUGAGGUUGUUGUUUUAUUUUUAAAGAGGGAGUUUUAAUAAACAUGGACAUGUUUAAGGGGUUUUGUAACAGUGCACUUAUAAAGAAAAAACCUGUCAGGUGAUUUUGUUUUGUACUUUGAUGAGCUAAUACUCAGCUCUCUUUUUUCUCAUUUUUGUUCUAAGCAGGCCUGCAAAAGACAACAAUGAAUAACGGCGCCGACAAUAGUCUCAGGAAAACAAAAAGUAAGGUGACCUUUUCCGAAUUACAAUGGGUCAGAUUGUGGGUCCCUGGCUAAGAGGAUUGCAGCGAGUCAAUCCAGUCCAAAAGUAUAAAGAACUAUUUCUUAAGAAACGAGUAAAAAGAAAAUAAAUGAUUAUAUAAAUAAACUGAGUUUGCUGAAGGUGGUAAAUCUGAUUAUUUGUGCGGAAGUCUACCAAUACCCGAUGUUAAUGCGUGUGAGUGAAUGUGUGGGUGAAUGGACGGACCAGGCAGACCAUAGGUUGGACCGACUGGACACUGACAAAAGACUGGACUAAGGUUGGACACAUGACUGAUAACUGUUCUGUUUUAAGUUUUCUUUUAUAACACAGGGUGGAUCAUAAGUGGGAGAAACUGAGUAUGAAAUGUGAAGUUCUGGUUAACACACAGGCUUUGUUUCUAGGACGUUUCAAGGAUGCAGGCUGUGGAUGGAGCCAAGAAGGGAUUUUGACAUGAUGAUUAAUUUGAUUUCAUUCCUUAAACACAGGUUUGAAGGCCCGGAGCAACUAUACCUAAUAUGAUAUGAUUAACUUUUCUUUUAAUUUCCUAACCUGAGUGAAGGAUUUUGAGUUUGUAACACAUGAGAUGUGUCACAAAAAGGGGGGUCUUAAUAUAUGCGAUUAGCUACAUGAAAUGUGCUCUUUUAGGGUUACUAAGCAAAUGUCUACGUGACCUUUACCUAAUAACCUUUGUGAUGAUAAACUUGUUUACCGACUUGCUCUCUUGUAGAACAUACAGACUUAGGAAAGGGGAACCUCAGCUCUGAGUGUAUUAGAGCUUGUAAUUAAAUGUGGGACUUGAAAAGAGGAAGCAAAUUUGGUACAGGACGUACUUGAGAUGAUCAGAUGAGAGAAGGAGAAGGUCAGGAAUAGUUUAAAGUA